GCUCGGGGAGCGCACACAUGGCUCGUGUGACAGCAGCGGCGCACAGAAGCUGCAGUGAGAUGCAGCGAGCAAUACAGCUGGGAGACAGGCAGCGAGGCAGGCACCCGGCCAGGGACUGAAAUGAUCCUCCCGCGAGCCGGUCUGCAGUGCCUCUGAAAAGUGGCCGGCUACUGCGCAGGAGCUCAGCUUCCUCUGCAAUUACUCUGUGGUGUAACUGAGUUCCCCUCCGUGACUGCAGCCUCUGUGCUGCUUUCCUCUUUUUUUUUUUUUUUCCCUCCUGUCUGCUUCUCUCUCCUUCUCGUGUCCUUUUCUCCAGGAUGGCGGAAGCAGAAUUGCACAAGGAAAGGCUCCAAGCCAUAGCAGAGAAAAGGAAAAGGCAGACAGAAAUAGAAGGCAAGAGACAACAGCUUGAGGACCAGAUACUUCAGCUGCAGCAUUUCAAGUCCAAAGCCCUUCGGGAAAAAUGGCUGCURCAGGGAAUUCCUGCUGGCUCUGCAGAAGAGGAAGAAGCCAGAAGGAGGCAGUCAGAAGAGGAUGAGCUGAAGGUCAAAAAGCUGGAAGAAAACAUACACAGGCUGGAACAAGAAAUAGAGAAAUUAGAAAGUGAGGAAUCCCAAAUAUCUGCCAAAGAACAAAUCAUUUUGGAGAAGCUAAAGGAGACUGAGCAAUCCUUUGACGACUUGCAAAAGAGGUUCUCACACCAGGAUGGUGAUGCAGUAAAUUACAUUUACUCCCAGAUCCCUGAACUCCCAACCCUCUAUUCACGAACAGCAGAGGCAGUUCCUGGGCGGGACGCAGCGAGCAGAGUAGCUGCUUUGUACACCAUGGAAAUUAAUGUGGAGAAAGACAAACAGACAGGAGAGACCAAGAUUGUCUCUGCUUCACCUAUUGGCCCAGAUGGGGCCCAUCAAAAAGGAUUCAAAGUCUUUGAUGAUGGUACCAAGGUAGUCUAUGAGGUUCACUCUGGUGGCACAGUGGUAGAAAAUGGAGUACAUAAAUUAAGCUCAAAGGACGUAGAUGAACUUAUGCAAAAAGCUGGACAAUCAAGUGUAAAAGGAGGGUAUGAAACAAUGACUGUGUCAGACAGAAAUGUGGUAGCAGAUGGAAACUUUAGCCAUAUGAAGGAGCAAAUGCUCUUCAAGGAGGCAAAGCUGGAAAUGGUAUGCAAACCCAGCAAAGGGAAGCCUGUGAACCCUCAGCCCCAAGAUAAACCCUGUGGUGGUGGUGAAGCCCCAGAGGCCGGCAGAGAUCAGCCAGUGACCAUGAUAUUUAUGGGCUACCAGAGCAUCGAUGAUGAAGAGGAGACAAAGAAAGUGCUGGGCUAUGAUGAAACAAUCAAGGCAGAAUUGGUCCUGAUUGAUGAAGAUGACGAAAAGUCGCUGCGGGAGAAGACAGUGACAGACAUCUCCACCAUGGAUGGGAACGCCGCUGAGCUGGUCUCUGGCAGGCCRCUUUCAGACACGACAGAGCCCUCUUCUCCAGAGGGCAAAGAAGAAAGCCUGCCCUUGGAAGCCGCCCCAGGUACACAAAAGAAAAAGCGCUGUCAAUGCUGUAUUGUCAUGUGAACACUUCCUCCUUCCCUUCCAGGCAACACCUGCUCCGUCACUUACCUAGACCUCACUGUACUUCUAACUGCAAUACUGUGAACUGGAAGUGGUUGCCUCCAUUGCCUUGCAGUUGGGUUGUUUUUGGUUUCUAGUUCUCCAAGAAGAUGAACACAYGGUUAUUUUCCCAUCAAGCAUACGACUGGGAGGGUUCAGGGAGAAUUUUUUUUUCUUAAUAUUACAGAGUGAGAGACAAAURAGAAAC
Molecule: messenger RNA, 1809 nt
Organism: Nothoprocta perdicaria
Lineage: Eukaryota; Metazoa; Chordata; Aves; Tinamiformes; Tinamidae
Gene: PALM2
Product: paralemmin 2
Exons: 7
Coding region: 318-1565 (415 amino acids)
Biological process (GO): regulation of cell shape
Cellular component (GO): membrane
Source: RefSeq, a predicted model, not a curated record